Molecule: messenger RNA, 964 nt
Organism: Linum tenue
Lineage: Eukaryota; Viridiplantae; Streptophyta; Magnoliopsida; Malpighiales; Linaceae
Source: the annotation of a GenBank genome assembly
AAGGCGAUAAAGCAAGACUGUGCGACUUCGAGAUUGUAGCUCUUCCGCUGGUACAGCGUCCGAUUGCCGACGAUCUGCUCUCACCUGCGGCUUAACAAUGAUCAUCUCCGAGAAGAAUCGCCGCGAGAUCUCCAAGUACCUUUUCCAAGAGGGAGUCUGCUUUGCGAAGAAGGAUUUCAAUCUGGCGAAGCAUCCAGAGAUCGACGUCCCAAAUCUGCAGGUGAUAAAGCUUAUGCAGAGCUUCAAAUCCAAGGAGUAUGUCCGUGAGACUUUCGCCUGGAUGCAUUAUUACUGGUACCUCACCAAUGAAGGCAUCGAGUUUUUGCGAACAUACCUCAACCUGCCUUCGGAGAUCGUCCCUGCUACCUUGAAAAAGCAGGCUAGGCCCGCCGGCAGACCCUUUGGCGGCCCACCUGGUGACCGCCCACGUGGCCCGGGACGUUUUGAUGGGGAGAGGAGGUUCGGUGGUGAUAGGGAUGGUUAUCGUGCUGGACCAAGGGCUCCUGGUGGCGAUUUUGGUGACAAGGGCGGAGCUCCGGCGGACUACAAACCUACCUAUGGGGGCGGCUCUUCUGGUCCAAGGACAGGAUUUGGCCGUGGUGCUGGAGGCUACGGUGGUGGUGCUGGUGCUAGCUCAAAUCUUCCUUGAAGUGAUUUAUCUUGAGAGACGGACAGGUUUUGUUUCAGAGUUGCCAAUAUGUGAUGGAAUGCGUGUUUUUUUUUUGUUUCAAUUUUCAGAGGCUAUUCCUGCGUAGUUGGUAGUCCUAGAUUAAGGAUAGAUGCAGAAUGUUUGUGGCAAUCAAAGUUCAUGAUUAUUGUUUGCUUAUAAUUGAUGAAGGUUCAACAAGACACCCCCUUCUCUUUCUUUGUUAUAGUAAAAAAAUCUUGCUGAACAGUUCUUCUAUGAUCAUCUUGUAUUGUUGCAGAUAUCCAGUAAUAGUAAUCUCCCCCCCUCCCUUAGUGU